Dibothriocephalus latus is the source of this 207-nucleotide messenger RNA. NCBI's taxonomy places the organism in Eukaryota, Metazoa, Platyhelminthes, Cestoda, Diphyllobothriidea, Diphyllobothriidae. The record is from the annotation of a GenBank genome assembly.
CGUGAUCUACAGACGCCCGCCAUAAUUCGCUGUCCUUUUGGAGAAGGUGAAGCUCUUCUCAGCGGAAUACACUUCGAAUUUGACCCCAUCGAUGUCACCGAACUUCAGAAGGAUCCAUAUUUCCUUAAUAUAUUCCCUACUUUGAAAACUGGGGAUGCCCAGCGACGACAGUUUUGUAGGGCUGCUCUUGAGGACUUUUUAAGUUAA